AUGACAAUGCCAUUCAUUGCACAAUUAAUUAUGAAGAAUGUAAUGGGUAUUUUAUCGGAUCAUUUGAAGAAACGAAAAUUGUUGAAACCAACGAUAGCUUGUAAGAUAUUUCAAGUUACAGGUAAUUUGGUGCAAGCUUUGUCGCUUUUUAUGUUGGCAUUUUUUGUGAAUUGCAAAAAAGGAACGUUUGCAGUUGCAUUACUUGUCUUGCAAGGUGUAGCUGGAGCAUGUGUUGUACCUGGUGUCAUAACAAGUUCUCUUUCGAUUGCACCAUCUCUUGCUGGAACGAUAAUAUCAUUGGUAUUGUUUUUUGGAAAGAUUGGCAGUGCUAUAUCACCUAAUGUGGGAACACUGCAAGAAUGGUCGAAAAUAUUUGCAUCAUCUGCACUUCUCCUAAUAUUUUCUGCUUUAUUUUUUUUGAUAUUUGCUUCCGCGGAGCAACAAAGUUGGAGUUUUGAAAAAAUCACAACGCUCGAUGAAGAAUUUGAUGACAAGGCAGUUGACACUGCUAACAAGCCAAGGUCUAGCUGA
Loa loa (African eye worm) is the source of this 531-nucleotide messenger RNA. RefSeq lists its product as hypothetical. The transcript is spliced from 5 exons. The record is from RefSeq and is a predicted model, not a curated record. Bases 1 to 531 code for a protein of 176 amino acids. NCBI's taxonomy places the organism in Eukaryota, Metazoa, Nematoda, Chromadorea, Rhabditida, Onchocercidae. Gene Ontology annotation, biological process: monoatomic anion transport. Gene Ontology annotation, molecular function: transmembrane transporter activity.